Cavia porcellus (domestic guinea pig) is the source of this 3722-nucleotide messenger RNA. It is a transcript of the gene Kng1, whose product is annotated as kininogen 1. The transcript has 10 exons. Gene Ontology annotation, molecular function: cysteine-type endopeptidase inhibitor activity. Gene Ontology annotation, cellular component: blood microparticle; extracellular region. NCBI's taxonomy places the organism in Eukaryota, Metazoa, Chordata, Mammalia, Rodentia, Caviidae. Gene Ontology annotation, biological process: negative regulation of blood coagulation; negative regulation of endopeptidase activity; positive regulation of cytosolic calcium ion concentration. The record is from RefSeq and is a predicted model, not a curated record. The coding region runs from base 192 to 2069 and encodes 625 amino acids.
CUGAGGUAACUCAGCAGAGUCAUUAGCCCUUCUGGAAGAGGAUGAAUAGCGUCUAGCAGCGGCAAUCGAACCAGGGCAGAGAGAGAAGACAGAAGAGAUAAGAGGCUGGAGGCUGCUAAAAUCAGCACCCAAAUUGGUGCCUGAUUCUUGACGAAACCAUCCCUCUGUACCUAGAGGGAGACUGUUAAAUCAUGAAACUAAUUGCCAUCCUUUUCCUCUGCUCCCGGCUGCUCCUUAGCUUCACCCAGGAACCAGACUCCCAGGAGACUGACUGCAAUGCCAAGGAUGUAUUCGAGGCCAUGGAUGCUGCUCUGACGAGGUACAACAGUAGGAACCAAAGUGGCAACCAGUUUGUGUUGGUCCGCAUAACUGAGGUCACCAAGACGGUGAAUGAUGAUGUAUUUUAUUCUCUCAAGUAUGAAGUCAAGGAAGGGAACUGCUCCGUUCAAAGUGGCAAAAGCUGGCAGGAUUGCGACUAUAGGGACGCUGAGGAAGCUGCCACUGGAGAAUGCACAGCAACCGUGGGGAAGAGGAGAAACGGCAGUUUCACUGUGGCCACCCAGACCUGCAACAUUGUUCCAGCGGCAGGCCCUGUGGUGACCACUGAGUACGCCUGCGUGGGCUGUCCGCACCCCAUUUCCAUCGAGAGCCCCGAGCUGAAGCCCAUUCUGUCGCACGGCAUCCAACACUUCAACAACAACACCGGGCAUGCCUACCUCUUCACUCUUGGAGAAGUGAAAUCAGCCCAGAUACAGGUGGUAAAUGGAUGGAACUAUAAAAUCACCUACUCGAUUCUACAAACGAAUUGUUCCAAGGGGAAAUUUCAGCUCUUAAGUCCAGAGUGCAAGUUCUUCCCGAACGGUGACGUGGGUGAAUGUGUAGAUAAUGCAUUCAUGAACCAUCAACAAAAACUCGGAUCCUUCUCACAGAGCUGUGAACUCUACCCAGGGCUGGAUUUUGUGGAGCCUCCUGUCCGGAUCUGCCCUGGCUGCCCCACACGCAUAUCUGUGGACAGCUCCGAGCUGCAGGAGGCGCUGGCCCAUUCCCUGAAGAAGCUGAACGCGGAGAACAAUGAACCUUACUAUUUCAAGACUGAAACCGUGAAGAGCGCUACAGUCCAGGUAGUGGCUGGGAAAAAGUUUUCUAUUGAGUUCACAGCCAGCGAAACCACAUGUUCCAAAGAAAGCAAUCAACAAUUAACCGAAAGCUGUGAGACCAAGAAGCCUGGUAAACGUCUUGCCUGCAAAGCUGACGUGCUUGUGAUACCUUGGGAGAAGAAAAUCUACCCUACUGUGACCUGUGAAACUCUAGGAGAGGUAUUACUGACGAGAAGGCCUCCAGGUUUUUCACCCUUCCGAACCACAUACAUACAGAACACCAAAGAAACAACUGUAAGUCCACCCUACACUACCACAGCACCUGUACAAGCCGAAGAGCAGGAUCCAGAGAAAGGACAAGAACCAACUCCUGGGCAUGGCGGGGGCCACAAAAAGCAAACAAAACAUGGGCUUGGCCAUGGCCGUAAAUAUAAGCCUGGCCUUGGCCAGGGGCAUCAAAAACAACAUGGCCUUGGUCAUGGAUAUCAGCCUGAACUUGACUAUGAUUUUAAACAUCAAAGAGGACAUGGCCUUGACCAUGGACAUGAAAAUAAGCAUAAGCAUGGUCAAGGCCAUGGAAAACAUAAAAGUAAAGGCCAAAGCGAUGGAAGGCACAGUGACCGGAGAACAGAGCAUGUGGCAGGCUCUUUGGAAGCUGGUACCUCAUCUCCUGCACAGACCGAAGAGAACGCAGGAGGGCCAACACCUGUCCCUUUCCUACCCCCGCCAGGUGUAACAGUUCCCCUUGCUGGAUUUCAGGACUCAGAUCUCAUUGAAGCUGUGAUGCCUGCCAUGCCACCAACUCUCACAGAGGAUGAUGAUGGUUGGAUCCCAAAUAUCCAGAUAAAACCAGAUAAUCUUUCCUUUAAACCGAUACCUGACUUUCCAGAAACAACCCCCUCCAAAUGUCCUGGACAGCUCUGGAAGCCACUUUAUCAACGUGCUCUCCUGCAAAUGGUUGAAUUUCCCUAAUUUUGAACUCCCUAAGGCUAUGGCAAAAUAUUAACAGCCAUGAUAUUUUUUUAACAUUUCACAACUCUUUCCCCACUGUCCAAACCUAAAUAUCCUGAUAUGAGGCAGCAGAACCCAUGAAGCUUCAGAACAGCUAGAGAUGUGUGAGAUUCCCAGUGGGGACACCAUCAAUCUCCUAUGGAUUUCAUUUGGUUUUUUUUUUUUUUUUUUUUUUUUUUUUUUUUGGCCUUUUUGAGACAGGUAAAAUUGAGUGCAAGGGUGCUAAAUCCUUCCUCAGUCUUCCUCAUAAGUUUUCUAAACUAGCAUAGAAAAUGGACAAACUUAUGGCCCACUGCAAUCUGCUUCUCUAAAAUGGUUGUGCACCUUAAAAUGUAUGUUAUCAAUUUUCAUGCAAAGAUUCUUGCCAUUCUGAGUAAAGUAUGGCACCCGGUCCAUAAGUAUGUGUGGAUAUAAGGAAAGUCUGAGUUUAUUAUUGGGAUAAAAAUAUAUAUAAGAACUUUCAGAUACCAAAGAUGAGCCAGAAAGAAAGACAAGUUGGCCAAAAGGAAGGAAAGGAGAAAGUAAAUUAAUUGACUUUCUGUUUCCACAAUGGGCUCUUAAUGUCAGAUAGGUACUCCUCCUCUUCCGGUGUGUUCUGGUCAUUCCUUAUCUAAAUAAGGAUGUUUCUCACAAGUCAAUAAUUUCUGUUUACUCAUUAACUAUGCUUUGCAACAAGGAUUUUAAAUAGGAGUUUUUGGUUUAUUUUUGCUGUUAGGUUGAGUAAUGUUUUGUUUUCACAACCUCUGAGUUAAAUGAUAAGGUUUGAAAAACACAGCAAGUUAUAUAAAAGCAGGUUUUCAUUGGGUGCAGUGAUGUACACCUGUAAUCCCAGCACUCGGGAGGCUGAAGCUGAAGGAUUGCCUUGAGUUUGAGGCCAGCCCGGGCUACAUAAUGAGUUCAAGGCCAGUGUGAAUGAUAUAGCAAGUUCUUGUCUCAAACAAAACAAAACAAAAUCAGAGAUGCUAGGACAACAUUGUUUUACAACUGACAAGGAAAUAUGUGAUGAAAACUUUGUUCAGAAAUUUAAUCAGGAAAUUCUUCUUUACCUUACCUUAAAAUCAUGAAAGAGACUAAUAAUGUUCUUUCAUUGCCUUAGUGCAGGGAAAGCAUGUAUUUUAUAAUCCAGUGUUCCAGCUUAGAGUAGCAAGACAUGACUGUUCACAGCUGCCCACUGAGGGUGUGAAUGUCACUGCUGUUGUGAUUUAUUGGCUGCAUGGGGGCUCUGAGUUUUUUUAGUUCAUUUCAAAUAUUGUUGACGCUGUCAAUAAAAAAAAACCCAUUAUAUCAAGAAAAUGUCUCACCUUGUCAACUGGCUGUUUCACUCUUUCUAAACUGAAUACUAAUGUCAAAUUAACAGAGUUUUACUAUACUUACAGAGGCAUCUAAGGGUCUGCGAGUACCAGGGCCGACCCCACAGGCGAGGGUAAAGCCAACAGCCAAGAGCAUGGUCUCUUACCUGGAGGGCGGAAUCUUCAUGCCUGGCACUAUAACCUCCAACAACCCCUGCCAGCAGCCUUGAGUGGAGACAAGAAGAAACUGGGCUGCCACUUAAACGGAGGAGAAUGCCAUUUUAUCACUCUGUUCCUGGGUGAAAUAAAGUUUAGACUUGAGUGA